Molecule: messenger RNA, 1275 nt
Organism: Suncus etruscus (white-toothed pygmy shrew)
Lineage: Eukaryota; Metazoa; Chordata; Mammalia; Eulipotyphla; Soricidae
Gene: PTGER1
Product: prostaglandin E receptor 1
Exons: 2
Coding region: 1-1242 (413 amino acids)
Biological process (GO): positive regulation of cytosolic calcium ion concentration; inflammatory response; adenylate cyclase-activating G protein-coupled receptor signaling pathway
Cellular component (GO): plasma membrane
Molecular function (GO): prostaglandin E receptor activity
Source: RefSeq, a predicted model, not a curated record
AUGAGCGCCUGCGGGCCCCUGAACCGGAGCCUGGAGGCCGAGGCCGAGGCCGGCCCAUGCGCGCCCGCCAACGCGUCGGCCGGGCCGUCGGGGGGCGCGUCGCCGGCGCUGCCCAUCCUCUCCAUGACGCUGGGCGCCGCGUCCAACGUGCUGGCGCUGGCGCUGCUGGCCCAGGCGGCCGGCCGGAGGCGCCGGCGCCGCUCGGCCGCCACCUUCGUGCUGUUCGCCGCCAGCCUGCUGGCCACCGACCUGGCGGGCCACGUCGUCCCGGGUGCGCUGGUGCUGCGCCUGUACGCGGCGGGCCAGGCGCCGGCCGGGGCCGCUUGCCACUUCCUGGGCGGCUGCAUGGUGUUCUUCGGCCUGUGCCCGCUGCUGCUGGGCUGCGGCAUGGCCGUGGAGCGCUGCGUCGGGCUCACGCGGCCGCUGCUGCACGCGGCGCACGUCUCGGCGGCCCGCGCGCGCCUGGCCCUGGCCGGCCUGGCCGCGCUGGCCCUGGGCGUGGCGCUGCUGCCCGCGGCGCGCGUGGGCCGCUACGAGCCGCAGUACCCGGGCACCUGGUGCUUCGUCGGCCUGGACCCCGCGGCCGGCUGGGGCCACGCGCUGCCCGCCGGCCUCUUCGCGGGCCUCGGCCUGGCCGCGCUGCUGCUGGCGCUCGCCUGCAACUCGCUCAGCGGCCUGGCCCUGCUGCGCGCCCGCUGGCGCCGCCGCCCCCGGACCCAGCCCGGCCCGGGCCCCGACCGCCGCCCCCGCCGCCGCCGCCGAAGGGGAGGCCCGGCCCGCCGCCUCCGCUCCGCCUCCGCCUCCUCGACCGCCUCGUCGUCUGUGCUGGCGGCCUCCGUCGCCGGCUCGGGCCGCGCCCCCGGCCGGGGCUCCACGCGCCGGGCCCGCGCGCACGACGUGGAGAUGGUGGGCCAGCUCGUGGGCAUCAUGCUGGUGUCCUGCAUCUGCUGGAGCCCCUUGCUGGUGCUGGUGGCGCUCGCCGUCGGGGGCUGGGCCUCCAGCAGCUCCCUCUCCCUGCAGCGGCAGCUGUUCUUGGCCGUGCGCCUCGCCUCUUGGAACCAGAUCCUGGACCCCUGGGUGUACAUCCUGCUGCGCCAGGCCGUGCUGCGCCAACUGUGUCGCCUGCUGCCCUCCAGGGCCAGCGCCCAGGACAGACCCGCGGGGCUGUACCUGUCCAGGAGGAGCACCUGGGAGGCCAGCUCCCUGCGCAGCUCAGGGCAAAGUGCUGUCAGCCACUUCUAGACGCGUCCCGGACACGCCGGGGCAGAGGCAGAC